Molecule: messenger RNA, 1616 nt
Organism: Pectinophora gossypiella (pink bollworm)
Lineage: Eukaryota; Metazoa; Arthropoda; Insecta; Lepidoptera; Gelechiidae
Exons: 7
Coding region: 125-1465 (446 amino acids)
Biological process (GO): apoptotic DNA fragmentation
Cellular component (GO): mitochondrial inner membrane; nucleus
Molecular function (GO): nucleic acid binding; RNA endonuclease activity; single-stranded DNA endonuclease activity
Source: RefSeq, a predicted model, not a curated record
GACAGCAACAGUAGUCCGACUCUCAAUAAAGGCUUUAUAGCCAGAGUCGGGUCUGCGCGACUUUUAGCAAUAGGAGAAUAUUUACACGAUAUAAACCAAAGUGUGAGUGAAAUAACUGGUGAAGAUGAUGGGAUUAACGACGUUACUGGUGGGUGUGGUGACCGUGAUGAGUGUGGUGGCGAUGCCCGCGGAGAUGCCGGAGCCUGGCGAGCUGGCGUUGCUGCUUAGUGAAGAAGAGUUCGAUGACUACCUAGACAAGUGGAUUGAGCUGGAGCAAGAACGAUAUGGCAACGCUACCUCACUGCUGCAGGCUCGAAAUGGUUGCCAGCUCCGUGUCAACGGCAACCUCGGUCAGCCUCAGCCCGUGUACAUCCACAACAGGAACUAUCCCGUGCCUCGAGGCAACACUGGCAUCAUCCACCUAAACACUGGUGAGGCCAUCACCAUCGCCUGCACUGGCUCCGGGCGGGCCAUUCGACAUCCGCAGAUCUCAUCUAACAACAUUCAAACAGCGACUGCACAAUGUGUGAGCGGCGCAUUGGUGUCUGGGCCCGGCUGGCUCAAUGGAAAUGGAGCCUUCGGUGGACUAACUUGUGACGGCCAUGCCUUCCACAUCGCGGAGUUCACCGACCAGAGAUGUUUUAACAACUUCCGCGUCAUUCGGGUUGGUUUCGUGGUAAACAACGUGUUCUAUCCGAAGUACUUCUCCUGCUUCAAUCCCAACAGACUGGAAGUUCUUUACACGUGGGCCACCCAAAAUCCGUCCCACGCGGUGCACCAGACAGGAGUCGACCGCCCUAGCUGGCUGGCCGGCAGCUUCUUCCCGGGUGUCAACAUUAACAAUCUCUACACUCAGAAUCAUCAGAGGAAUUCAAUUGCUCAGUUAGUAGGGAGUGUAGAACUAGCCAACCGAUACGUUACGAGCACUCAAUUCCUGGCACGAGGUCACCUGGUGGCCAAGUCUGACAUGAUCUUCGCUACCGGCCAGCGGUCUACCUUCUACUUUAUUAACGCUGCUCCGCAGUGGCAGCCGUUCAAUGCUGGCAACUGGAACUGGCUCGAACAGAAUCUUCGUGCUCGCAUCGGGGCUGCAGGGUACCACACGACCGUCUACACGGGUACCUGGGGCGUGACCCAGCUUCGCAACCAGGCUGGUAGGCUGGUUAACAUCUUCCUAAACAACAAUCAACUCCCGGUGCCACUAUAUUUCUACAAGGUGGUGUACGACGCUUCCCGUCGUCAGGGCACGGCGUUCGUGAGCAUUAACAACCCGCACUACACCCUCGCCGAAGUGCGAGCCCUGACGUUUUGCACGGACCGGUGCCGCAACAACAACGCCUUCAACUGGCUGCGGUGGCAGCCCGACCGCAUCGACAUCGGAUACAGCUUCUGUUGCGACGUCAACGAGUUUAGGCGCACCAUUCCCCACCUCCCCGCUUUCACCGUCAAUGGACUCCUAGCGUAAUUAGCCAUAGAAGUAGGUAUAGGUAAUGCGAAUUGACUAAACAUCUCGCUCAUAGCGAUCAUGCUACGCUGCGUGGGGACCUACUUUCAAUGGCAAUGAACUCUUAGCGCUAUCACCUACAAGAAACACAAUAAAUAUUAUGAUAUACGUA